Molecule: messenger RNA, 1061 nt
Organism: Aspergillus nidulans FGSC A4
Lineage: Eukaryota; Fungi; Ascomycota; Eurotiomycetes; Eurotiales; Aspergillaceae
Product: TMEM53 family protein
Exons: 1
Coding region: 204-1061 (285 amino acids)
Source: RefSeq, a predicted model, not a curated record
CCAUCCCACCCUGGUCACUCUUUACUCAUAGUCUAAUUGACUCUAGCUUUAGCAGUUGCUUAUUUUAUUCUUAAAGGAGAGUUUGGCCCUGUAGACGAGAUCCCAAUUCGCGUCUGCUACUCCAAAUCUCCAGCCUAUUCGUCGCUCACACAGCCUCGCUAUCUGACAUCCUCGGUCUUUGUGCACUGUGCCCGUCUUUCAACAUGACGGCGUCUCCCAAUGGAACAGACUACUUGGCAUCAUACACCAAGCUUUCCUCCUGCAUCUAUGUUCAUGAACCAGACCACUCAGCCGACGACGUUGGCGACUAUCCCCGGACAAUCGUCAUUGCAUUCUGGAUGAACGCCUUCUCCAGAUCGCUAGCCAAAUAUAUUGUUGGAUACCGACAGCUGGCUCCUCGAGCCAGAAUCAUCUUUAUUCGAACGUCCUCUGCAGAAUUUAUUCUGCGUCCCACAAAGCGGGCCCAGUAUGCUCGUCUUGCACCUGCUGUUGAAGACCUGCUAGCUCUUCCUGCCGACAGCCCUGUGCUUAUCCACAUGUUCUCAAAUGGAGGUGUAUUUGCCAUAACACACCUUCUCGAAGCCUAUCAACAAGCCACAGGGCAUCCGCUCCGCAUCUCGUCCACAAUCAUUGAUAGUGCACCCGGAACAGCUACACUUACCGCCAGUUUCAAGGCGUUUUCUUUUGUGCUUCCCAGGACAUGGAUUCUCCGCCUUUUAGGCAAAGUUGUCUUAUACGCCUAUUUAGCUUCCAUGUUUGCGCUUGGAAAGGCGGUUGGGAAAUUGUUUGGCGUUCGAGAUGCUGUUAGCGUCGCGCGACAAGCCAUCAAUGACGGCAGGAUAUUGCGCGGAUCCGGCACGGCUGGUCUUCCGAGACGGUGUUAUAUCUACUCGGAUGCUGAUGAGCUUGUUGACUGGAAAGACGUCGAGAGACAUGCCUCUGAUGCAGAAUCAAUGGGCUUCGUAGUCCAGCGGGAAAAAUACACAGGAUCUGAACAUGUAGCGCAUAUGAGAGCUGACCCAGAGCGCUACUGGAAUACGGUGAAGCUAUAUCUUAAAUGA